AGGAAGUUGAAAACAGAAAUAGAAACCGAAACUGGGGGUGCCUUUUGAUCAAAAAACAGCUGAACCAAACGUUUUAUAUGAGAAGGGAACUCUUGGUCUUAUUAACUGCAUGUCAGCAAUGUUAUAGCCAGGAAAGAAAUAUAGAAUCUACCACAACCCAAAGAUCUCCAUAAUCAGACCCUUAAAAGAUUCUUGUGAUGCAAUAAGUGACCAAAGCUGUGUUCAGAUGUCAGAGUUUUCAGACGACAGGGAGAAGGACAAUAUGGGACAAACAGAUCUGGGUUCAAAAGGCAAUAAAAAGGAAGAUACUUUCCCAGAUACUCUAGAAGGAUUUGGAUACAAGUUUAAUAAAGAAGGAAAGCUGAGAAACAUAGAGACGGAUGAACCCUUUAAGUUUGAAGUGAAAGAGGGUGAUAGGGCAUAUAACCAAAAACAUUAUGAGGCACUAGGAGAGGUCAUCACUGAGUAUAUCUAUCAUUUACUGGAGGAAGUAGAACUAGAGAGAGUUACUGUUCCUGAUGAUGCCAAAGAUAGUGAAGGUAAAAGUUUCUUUUUCAUGAGUAAGAAUGCAAUGGAAAGUGACAAGCUGAUGAUCCUAAUUCACGGCAGUGGUGUGGUCAGAGCCGGACAGUGGGCAAGAAGAUUAAUCAUUAAUGAUGAUUUGGAGAGUGGAACAAUGUUGCCAUACAUCAAACGGGCCAUGCAGGAAGGUUAUGGAGUUCUUAUCACAAAUGGAAAUGAAAACUAUGUGUGGUUAAACGGACGUAGAACAAUCGUCAGGGGCAGUGAAUCCCCAGAGAAGCACUUUUCCUAUGUAUGGGACAACUUCAUAUCAAAGGCUGUAGCUCAGACGAUAGUUGUUGUGGCCCACAGUUAUGGAGGAAUCGUCAUUGUGGAAGGGCUUCAAAGUUGUGAAGGUAUCAUGGAAAGGGUAAAAGCCAUUGCCUUUACAGACUCGGUGCACAGUCUGUCACACCAUAGGGCAGACAAGAAACUUAGAGCAUGGAUGAAAAAGCAUGCACGCAACUGGGUCUCUUCAGACCUCCCUCUGGAUACCGUCAUAGAUUACAAAGGUGCUGAUUGUGAGCUGGUCUCAGCUGGUACAAUGAAACAUGAGGUCACUUCACAUGCAGCUUUUGAUUCAAUCUUUAAGUUCUUUGAUGAGAAGCUUAAAGCUUCAAAUCAGACUGAUAGCUCUGAAAAGCAGGGUGACACAUCAGUUGGUCAGACCCCAAUGGACAGUUGUGGAAGUCUGUCUGAUGAAGCUGAAAGCAAAAUGGAAAUCCCUGAAAAUGAAAAUGAUGGAGUAAGCUCAAGCAAAUUGAAUGAAAACUCCCAGACUCAAGCUGAUGCCUCAGAAGAGCAGGAAGAAGCCCCCAGCAAAAUGGAUGAUUCCUCCCAAGUUUUGGCAGAUGCUACACAAACUGAAGAAGAAACCUCCCAGACUCAGGUAGAUGUGUCACAAACCCAAAAGGUGCCCUCAACCAAUGAGGAGGAUUCCUCUCACACUUUGGCAGAUGCCACACAAACUAAGGGAGAAACCUCCCAGACUCAGGCAGAUGUGUCUCAAACCCAAGAGGUACCCUCAACCAAUGAGGAAAAUUCCUCCCAGACUUUGGCAGAUGCCACACAAACUGAAGAAGAAACCUCCCAGACUCAGGCAGAUGUGGCACUAACUCAAGAGGAACCCUCAGGCAAUAAGGAGGAUUCCUCCCAAACCCAGACAGGGGAUACAAAGUCCCAGGCAGAUGAAACUCGCAUGGAAGUUGAUGCAGAUCAAAAGGGAACAUAAGUUUGAUAAAUAACAUUAUUUCUUCUGUGCAACAUUUGGUGAUAGUGACAUGCAAAACAAAUGUGAUAGGCAGGUGAAUCAUCCAGCUGGCAAUUCAAAACAUUGCAAUGUCUUGUUUUUCUCACGUCUGCCUUGUUUUCUUAUGCACCCUAGAGUUGCACAAUAUUACAGCAAUAUUUUAACAUGACAUUCUUUUAAAUCAUGGAAAAAUUUGAAGUUGAAAAAGUAAGGUUGACUGUAGCUUUGGAUGCUUUGCCCGUAGUGAUAGCCCACUACAUUAUUUAAGAAAUCUCUUUAAAAGCGAUCACCAGGUGUUUUUUAAACUAAAGUACAUUUUUUUAACCUAAAUUAUUCAUUGAUGACCUUAGAUCAAGAGAAUUGCAUUACUAUUAACCCUUUAAUUCCCAAGAUUUCAUGAGUAUUUCUCCUUACUGUCUGCCAAACAAUUUAUGUGAUGUUAGUUUUGAGAAUUUGGAAUUGGAUCAACCAAUAAUCCCCUAAUUGAUAUUUUCUUUAUUCUCAUUACUAGUCUGCUUGAUAUCACAUUGAUAGUGUAAGGAGAAAUUCUGUCUUGGUCACUAGUGGGACUUAAUGGCUUUAAAAAAAUUUUAAGAGUAUUAUCAACAAUUAAUGGUAUAAACUUCAAAGUUCUUUGUGUCUGAAACAGGUGACUUUAGUUGACAUCUGAGUAUAGUCAAAUAAAUUGUGUAGAGCAUUUUGAUUUAAGUUGAAUGAGUGGUAUUAGUAAGCAAUAGAUAGCUUCACACAUAUAUUGGAAACUUUGACAAAGAGCUCCCAUAGUUAAUUACCCAUCAAUUAACUCACAAAAACUAUUAUGUUGUAUGUGCUAUGACACAAAUUCUGAUAAAUGAUAAGUGCCACCCUAUUUGAUUAUCAGCGAUAAUGCUCUUCUUUUCCUUCUUCAAGCAUGACAUUAAAGAACAUGUAACAGUUUACAAAAUGUUUGUUGCUGUUUUGCAGAAUUUUAAGUCAUUCAAAUGUAUUACCACUUAUGAAAUGACACAUAGGAUAUACUUUUUUGUGUCUGCAAAAUAGCAUUGUAGCUAACCAGGGUAGGAGGGAAAAAACCUUAAAAUGUCAAAGCUUUAAAAGAGUACACACAGGGACACCAAAAAGUACAAUAAAUUUGAAAUAAGUAAAUUAGAAAUUGCAACCUGCAACAUACAAUAGAGAAUAAAAAAAGAAAUGAUGUUUUAAAAGUUAUGAUUUACUAAAUAUGUUGAUUUAACCCUUGAACUCCCAAGAUCUGAUUGUUAAUUCUCCCCUGUAGCUGCUACACAUUUCCUUGUAAAUUAGUUAUGAGAACUUGGUGCUAGUUCAAGAUAGCAGCUUCUACCUGAUAAGUUUGAAUAUUCUCAUUACCUAUUUUCUGAAGAAUGUAUGGAUAUUGUAGGGAGAAGUUUUAUGUUAAUCACUUCUGGGAGUUAAAGAGUUAAGCACAUGUGUCCACACAAGUAUCUUCUUGAAUUUAAGUGUCCAGUAGCUGAUGUAUUUCCUCUUUUAACUGAUGUUUUGGUAAAGAAGAUUUAAUAUUUUCCCCAGCAUU
Messenger RNA from Pocillopora verrucosa, 3359 nucleotides. RefSeq names its product cotranscriptional regulator ARB2A homolog. Lineage: Eukaryota; Metazoa; Cnidaria; Anthozoa; Scleractinia; Pocilloporidae. Gene Ontology annotation, biological process: regulatory ncRNA-mediated heterochromatin formation. Gene Ontology annotation, cellular component: nucleus. The record is from RefSeq and is a predicted model, not a curated record. Gene Ontology annotation, molecular function: siRNA binding.